UUAUUUCCUUGUAUAAAAUUUCUUUGACACGGUUAGAAAAGUCAAUUACUGGGAUUCCAUUGACGGUGGACCUUAUAAUAUCAUUGUCUAACAGAGUAAAAUCUCCGUCACUCCUCCCAUCAAAACCUGCAAAUCCUUAAUCAGCCCCAAAGAGUUUGUCUUUCCAAGACAUUACCAUACUCGAUGAUAAGAUAAAAUCCAUAGCCAUAUCCAUAGAGACCCCAUCGGAUCCAUCUUUGAACCUUAUUUUCUUGGUAUUGCAAUCUUCAUAUGACCGCAAGUCAUCGUCGCCGUCGAUCAUUUUCAGAGAGUUUUCCAUUUUGGAAGAAUCUUUUUACUAUUUUUUUAAUCUUUAUACGUUAAAGGCUAUUUUUGACAUUAUGCCUUUAGCCUUUUAUCAAAACCCUUUCUUUACCCGCACUGAUCCACGCUGAAAAAUAAAAGAAAAAAAAAUUCUUCUACUUUGCUUUCAUGUAACGCUGAAAAAAAAAAUUAAGAAAAUUCCCAAGUGAAAAAAGGAGAAGAAAUGGCCUCAAAGCUUCUUCGUCAAACCCUAACCAAAACCUACACAACCGCCGUUAUACGCCGCUUCUCCACCGUGGCUGCUGUAGCUUCCCCUUCCGAGUAUGAGGACCCAACAGGAAUCACCAUGAAAGGUGUGAAAAUUUCGGGCCGUCCACUUUACCUCGACAUGCAAGCGACUACCCCCGUGGAUCCUAGGGUUUUAGAUUCGAUGCUUCCGUUUUACCUCUCCCGUUAUGGGAACCCUCACUCCCGUACUCACCUCUACGGUUGGGAAUCUGAAACCGCCGUCGAAACAGCCCGCGCACAAGUCGCGGCACUCAUUGGAGCUUCCCCGAAAGAAAUCGUCUUUACCUCCGGCGCCACCGAAUCGAACAACAUCUCAAUCAAAGGCGUUAUGCAUUUCUACAAGGACAAGAAGCGUCACGUCAUCACGACUCAAACGGAGCACAAAUGCGUUUUAGAUUCUUGCCGGCAUCUUCAACAGGAAGGUUUUGAGGUAACUUAUUUGCCUGUCGGGUCUGAUGGGCUUAUUGAUUUGGAUAGAUUAAGGAAAGAAAUCCGGCCCGAUACCGGGUUAAUUUCUGUUAUGGCGGUUAAUAAUGAAAUUGGUGUGGUUCAACCGGUUGAAGAAAUCGGUAAGAUUUGUAAAGAAUUUAAUGUCCCUUUUCAUACUGAUGCUGCACAAGCUUUAGGGAAGAUUAAGGUUGAUGUAGAGAAGUGGAACGUAAGUUUAAUGAGUUUAAGUGGGCAUAAGAUUUAUGGUCCUAAAGGAGUUGGGGCUUUGUAUAUGAGAAGGCGACCUCGGAUUAGAGUUGAGCCGCAAAUGAACGGAGGUGGGCAAGAGAGAGGGAUAAGGAGUGGGACGGUGCCGACUCCACUUGUGGUUGGGAUGGGAGCGGCGUGUGACUUGGCAAUGAAAGAAAUGGAGUAUGAUGAGAAGAGAAUUAAAGGGUUGCAAGAGAGGUUAUUGAAUGGGAUUAGAGAGAAGAUUGAUGGGGUGGUGGUGAAUGGAAGUAUGGAUAGGAGGUAUGUUGGGAACUUAAACUUGUCGUUUGCGUAUGUUGAAGGGGAGAGUUUGUUGAUGGGAUUGAAAGAAGUGGCAGUGUCUAGUGGGAGUGCAUGUACUAGUGCUAGCUUGGAACCAUCAUAUGUACUGAGAGCCUUGGGUGUGGAUGAGGAUAUGGCACAUACUUCGAUUAGGUUUGGGAUUGGAAGGUUUACUACCGAGGAGGAGAUUGAUAGGGCAGUUGAGCUUACUGUGAAACAGGUUGAGAAAUUAAGGGAAAUGAGUCCGCUUUAUGAGAUGGUCAAGGAAGGUAUUGAUAUUAAGCAGAUUCAAUGGGCGCAGCAUUGAUAAACUUUUUAAUAUCAUUGAGGCUGCCUCACUUGGAUAUGAAUUGAAUGUGGCAGUGCUAGCUAGAAUGGUAUGGCUGUAUCCUGGUUUUCUUUUAUUUUCCGUGACUUGUACAUGCCUUGGAGAGCUGAGAGCUUUCUUAGAUAGUUUAUAUGAUUAGAGAGUAAAUCUUGGAUCCUAUUUUGAUAAUAGAAACAAUAAGAAGCACAGAUGUUUAAUAUGUUGGCUCAGUCUGUAUCGGCAUAGCAAGUAAUAGCUAGCUAGUUGUAUGUUUAUUUUUAUGAGAUGAAUGAAAACUUAACUCGGGUGAUCUAUGACCACCGUAGUUAUACCAA
Molecule: messenger RNA, 2214 nt
Organism: Gossypium arboreum
Lineage: Eukaryota; Viridiplantae; Streptophyta; Magnoliopsida; Malvales; Malvaceae
Product: cysteine desulfurase, mitochondrial-like
Exons: 1
Coding region: 527-1879 (450 amino acids)
Biological process (GO): [2Fe-2S] cluster assembly
Cellular component (GO): mitochondrion; cytosol
Molecular function (GO): cysteine desulfurase activity; pyridoxal phosphate binding
Source: RefSeq, a predicted model, not a curated record